Messenger RNA from Nerophis lumbriciformis (worm pipefish), 2022 nucleotides. Lineage: Eukaryota; Metazoa; Chordata; Actinopteri; Syngnathiformes; Syngnathidae. The record is from RefSeq and is a predicted model, not a curated record.
UGCGGACCUGGCUUCUGGAAGGAAGGGUGCUUACAAUCAGAGCUGAUUCAGUUCCACCUGAAUAAAAGCUUGGGGAAGAAAGGAACAAAGAUGCAGGCCAAGCCAGCAUCUCCCCCUGCCUCGGAGUUGUCCCCAGAGCGUGUACCCCUGCAACUAACACCUCAGAAGGACCAGACACUACUGGAGGAGGUGGAACGGCUGGAGGAUGAAAACGAUGAUCUUAAGACUGAAAUUGAGGAGAUGCGAGCAGAGAUGGAUGAGAUGCGGGACACCUUCUAUGAGGAAGAUGCCUGCCAGCUGCAUGACAUGCGCAGAGAGCUGGAGAGAGCAAACAAGAACUGUCGAAUACUCCAAUAUCGCUUGAAGAAGGCAGAGAGAAAAAGGCUCCGCUUUACAGAGAGUGGCCAAGUAGAUGGAGAGAUGCUCAGAAGUCUUGAGCAAGACCUGAAGGUGGCAAAGGAUGUUUCUGUGCGUUUGCACCAUGAGUUGGAAAACGUAGAGGAGAAGAGAACAAGGACUGAAGAGGAGAAUGAGAAAUUGAGGCAGCAAUUAAUAGAAGUGGAAGUCACUAAGCAAGCUCUUCAAAAUGAGCUAGAAAAAGCCAAAGAGCUCUCAUUGAAAAGAAAAGGAAGUAAGGAUCUCCAAAAAGAAAGAAAGACUCAGCAUACCCCAAUUGAGGAAGAAAAUGACGAUCUGAAGUGCCAGCUGGCGUUUAUCAAAGAAGAGGCUGUCCUAAUGAGGAAAAAGAUGGCAAAGAUAGACAAAGAAAAGGACCGUCUGGAGCAGGAGCUGCAGAAGUACCGCUCCUUCUAUGGGGACGUGGACAGCCCCUUGCCCAAAGGUGAAGCCGGGGGUCCCCCCACUACACGUGAAUCUGAGCUGAAGCUCCGUUUGCGCCUGGUUGAGGAGGAAGCCAACAUCCUGGGGAGGAAGAUUGUAGAGUUAGAGGUGGAGAACAGGGGACUGAAGGCUGAAUUGGACGACAUGAGAGAGGACAGUCUUGUGGCUGCAGGAAUGGAUGGUGAUGGGCGUGGAGGUCAGCAGUGCAGAGAGCAGGGUGAGGCACUGUCUGAGCUGAGGCAGCAGCUGCAGCUAGUGGAGGAUGAAGCAGAACUACUGCGCAGGAAUUUAGCAGAUGUGGAGGAAGAAAACAAAAAGGUGACAAAUGAACUGAACAAACUCAAGUACAAGGCGGGGUCUCAUGAAGCAGGCUUGAGACACUCAGGAGGAAGUGACCCUGCUAAAAUGGAGGCCCUCCAGGAGGAGCUAAAAACAGCCCGUCUGCAGAUCAAUGAACUGAGCGGCAAAGUGAUGCAGCUCCAGUAUGAGAAUCGUGUACUGCUCUCUAACAUGCAGCGCUAUGAUUUGGCUUCACACCUGGGCAUACGAGCAAGCCCACGGGACAGUGACGCCGAGAGUGACGGAGGGCGGGACGAUGAUACCCCCUCAGCCUCAGCCUCUUCACCUCGCCUCCUGCCGCCCCACCGUAAACGGGAGGGCCCUAUUGGAGGCGAGAGUGACUCGGACGAGGUGAGGAACAUCCGCUGCCUUACUCCGACACGCUCUCUCUACUCACCUGUGGAGAGCCGUUUUUUAUCUAGAAGCCUGAAGGACCGGCAGCAGAUGAUAGACAUCCGAAUCGAAGCCGAAAGGCUGGGCCGGACCAUCGACAGGCUUAUUGCUGAUACAAGUACCAUUAUUGCUGAGGCUCGGAUUUAUGUCACCAAUGGUGAACUUUUUUCUAGGCUAGAUGAUGAAGACGAAGGUGGCAGAAUCCGAGAACAUGAGCUGCUAUAUCGCAUCAAUGCGCAGAUGAAAGCUUUCAGAAAAGAGCUGCAAGGUUUCAUUGACCGGUUGGAUGUUCCUAAACAAGAUGACAAACAACCAGAAGAACCUCUAUCUGUAAGUCAGAUGUUUCAGCCAAUUAUUUUGCUGAUCCUCAUUCUUGUUCUGUUUUCCUCUCUCUCUUAUGCCACAAUUUUUAAACUUGUGUUUCUUUUCACUCUUUUCUUUGUUCUGUAG